This is a messenger RNA of Sceloporus undulatus (fence lizard), 742 nucleotides long. RefSeq names its product phytanoyl-CoA 2-hydroxylase (gene PHYH). The record is from RefSeq and is a predicted model, not a curated record. NCBI's taxonomy places the organism in Eukaryota, Metazoa, Chordata, Lepidosauria, Squamata, Phrynosomatidae. The transcript is spliced from 6 exons. Gene Ontology annotation, molecular function: phytanoyl-CoA dioxygenase activity. Gene Ontology annotation, biological process: fatty acid alpha-oxidation. Bases 77 to 742 code for a protein of 221 amino acids.
GGCUUCAUCGCGAGGGAGAAAAGGGAGGGAGGUGGGAGCUGUAACGUAGUCGCCGCCUGGCUCUGCGGAGAGGAAGAUGGAGGGACCGGGGAAGGGGGCCUCCCUCCGGCUGGGGACUCUCCUCCGACAUCUUCUCCCCCCCUCGGUCUCACCAUUUCCUACUUCUGCCCAAGUUGCUACUGGGAAAUAUCCAACGCAGUUCCGUUAUACGUUGGAUAAUAACCUUCUUAGCCCAGAACAAAGACAUUUCUAUGAGGAGAAUGGCUAUCUAGUCAUAAAAAAUUUGGUUUCCAGUGAGGAUAUUGAACAUUUCAGAAAUGAGUUCAUAAAGAUCUGCCAAAAUGAGGUGAAAGUACCUGGACUGAUGAUCAUGAGAGAUAUUGCAAUUGCCAAGUCAGAGUUUCUUCUUGAUCAGAAAGCAGUUUCAAAAAUACAGGAUUUUGUAGAAGAUGAAGAACUCUUCAGAUACUGCACUUUGCCUCAGAUACUGAAAUAUGUCGAAUGCUUUACAGGACCAAACAUCAUGGCUAUGCACACCAUGCUAAUUAAUAAACCUCCAGAUCUUGGAAAGAAGACUUCGCCAUCCAAUGCACUCGGAUUUGCAUUUUUUCCAUUCGACCUGCAGAUCGCAUUGUUUGCGCUGGACUGCCUGGAGAAGAUUGACGCAGCAAUGCUGCCUGUAGUGUUGCCGGGAUCACAUAAGGAGACUCUGAAACAGCAUGAUUAUCCUGAGUGGAGGUAA